Batrachochytrium dendrobatidis JAM81 is the source of this 3451-nucleotide messenger RNA. RefSeq lists its product as uncharacterized. The record is from RefSeq and is a predicted model, not a curated record. Bases 1 to 3432 code for a protein of 1143 amino acids. Gene Ontology annotation, molecular function: ATP binding; ATP hydrolysis activity; ABC-type transporter activity. Lineage: Eukaryota; Fungi; Chytridiomycota; Chytridiomycetes; Rhizophydiales. The transcript has 3 exons. Gene Ontology annotation, biological process: transmembrane transport. Gene Ontology annotation, cellular component: membrane.
AUGUUGAUUAUUCAAAGCGGUGCUGGAUUGGCAUUCACGCUAUUUGCUUUACAGAUUGGUUCCAGUAUCUUUCGUGCCACAAGCGACCAAAUCAUACGUCGUACUGAAAUCAACAUCCGAACCAUUAUCAUCUGUGCCAUCUAUGAAAAGACUCUCAAGCUUUCCGGACAAUCUAGCAUCAAAUUUACUCAGGGAAAAAUUCUUAAUCUUAUCAAUAUUGAUGCUGAAAAGAUUGCUAUGGCUAUUCAAGGUUUUGCCGGGGCAUACGCCACUCCUAUCCAAAUUGCUGUCGCCAUUUACCUUCUUGGGCAGCUACUUGGCUACUCAGUUUGGGCAGGUGCAGGUACUCUGUUUUUUGCACUUUUAAUCCAAGCUGGCAUGAUUGGCUUUUUUGUCAAGUACCAAAGACUGUUUCUUAGUUUUGGCGAUAAGCGACUCAAAGCGCUCCGCGAAAUGCUUUAUGGUAUCAAGAUCAUCAAGUUCCGUGCUCUCGAGGAGUUUUUCUUUGAUCGCAUCACAACUAUUCGAAAUGGGCAGAUCAAAGCACUUAAAAACUAUUACAUUGUACAAGUUUUUUUCGUUGGUAUCAUCCAAGUUAUUCCUGUUUUAAUGCCAAUUGUCGCUUUCAUUGCAUUUUCUCUUUCCAAUGGAUCCAUCACUGCACCUAUUAUUUUCCCUGCUCUGUCGCUCUUUAAUAUUUUGUUUCAGCCACUGUUGGUCUUUCCUGGCUCGUUGGUAUCGGUGGUUCUUGCCAAGGUAUCGUGGGAUCGUAUCCGUGAUUUUAUACUUGCUGAAGAGGCCGAGCCUCGCGUAGAAUCUACUUUUGAAAACACUCCAGACGCACCCAAGGAUGCUGCAAUUCAAUUAUCAAACGCUACUACCAAGGAAGAAAAUGCUCUUUUCCACCUUCGCCACAUUACUACUUCAAUCAAAAAAGGCUCGCUUGUUGCCAUUGUUGGUCCAGUUGGUAGUGGCAAAAGUUCUUUUCUUUCUGGAAUUAUUGGUGAAAUGCGUUGCAUCGACGGUUCAAUGAAUAUUUUUGGCACUCUUGCGUACUGUUCUCAACAGGCAUGGAUUCUUACCGAGACCAUUCAGGGCAAUAUCCUCUUCAACAAUUCGCUUGAUAAGACUCGAAUGGACGCAGUGAUUGAAGCAUCGUGUUUGACAAAUGAUUUGCAGCAAUUUCCAGCUGGUAAAAUGACCCAGAUUGGCGAAAAAGGAGUCAACUUGUCUGGUGGUCAGAAAGCACGCGUUUCGUUGGCUCGCGCCAUGUACCAAGAUUGCGAUACUUACUUGCUGGACGAUCCAAUCUCUGCCUUGGAUGCGCAUGUUGGUGCCGAUGUGUUCAAGCUUUCCAUCAAACAAAUGCUCAAGGACAAAACUGUUAUUCUUGUUACUCACCAACUGCAUUUUCUUCCCGAGGUAGACCAUGUGAUUGUUAUGGAUAAUGGUACAAUUGCAGAGCAAGGUAAAUUCAAGGAUCUUGUGGCCAAGGAUGGUGUGCUGGCAAAUAUGAUGAAACAUUACAAGCUCGAUGACGAUGAAGACAAACCCAUCGAAUCAAAACUCAAGAAAACUGCAGCAGUUGUGGAAGAUACCGGUGCAGAUAAAAACGGCAACAUUAUUGUCGAGGAAGACCGCAAUCUAGGUGCAGUUGAAGGAAAAACAUACUGGAGUUACGUCGUGGCAUGUGGUGGAUACUCUUACCUAGUGGUAGUGGCCAUUACUGCUAUUUUGGCUCAGGCAUCGCAUCUGCUUACAGAUCUAUGGCUGUCUUGGUGGACUUCCAAUAUGUAUCCAAAUUUAACAGCCGAUCAGUAUCUUCGCAUCUAUACUGGACUUGGUGGUAUUCAAGUGUUCUUUUCUUUAGCUCUAAAUGCAGCUGUUCUUGUUGGAGGAUAUCGUUCUGCCCACUACUAUCACUCUGCUGCUCUUAAACGUAUCAUUGCUGCUCCUAUGAGCUUUUUUGACUCGCAGCCAGUUGGUCGUAUUUUAAAUCGAAUGUCCAAGGAUGUUGAAAGUAUUGAUCAAGCUAUUUGGAUUCUUCUUUUCUUGACUAUCAUUGCUACAACUGGCUUGAUUUCGAUUGUUGUUCUUAUGGCAUAUGUUUUGCCAUAUAUGUUAUUGAUCGUGGUUCCUUUAAUAGUCUUGUAUUUCUAUAUAAUAAAAUACUAUCAGAAUGCUAAUCGCGAGCUGAAACGUCUCGAGUCUGUUCAACGAUCUCCACUGUAUGCUCAUAUUUCAGAAUCCCUUGCUGGUAUUGCCACUGUCAAGGCAUUCCGUGUUGAAAAGCGAUUUGUUCAACGUCAACGCACUCUAAUGGAUCUAAGCAAUACUCCUAGCAUGUUAAAGCUUCUUGGCUCCGUAUGGGUCAAUAUGCGAAUUGAACUACUUGCCUCGAUUGUGGUUCUUACUUUGGUCCUCAUUGGCUCCUAUUCCGACAUUCAUUCUUCUCAAAUCGGUAUUGCUUUGACGUAUGCUAUUGGCUUGACUGGGCUGAUCAACUUGUUGUUGAUGGCGUUUUCGCAACUUGAUGCUGAGAUGAAUGCCGUUGAGCGACUGGAUGUAUAUGGAAAUGAUUUACCACAGGAAGCUCCACGUUCGUAUGAUACAGAUCCAGCAUCAGAUUCAUGGCCCACAAAGGGUGCCAUUACUAUCAAGAACCUUGAGAUUAGAUACGAGUCUCGUCCAGACUUUGCUGUCAUUAAAAAUCUUUCUUUGAAUAUCCGACCUGGUGAAAAAAUCGGAGUUGUAGGUCGUACCGGAUCUGGUAAAUCUACACUCAUGACUACACUCUUUCGUAUUAUCGAACCUUCGCUUGGUAAUAUCGAGCUAGAUGGCAUUGAUAUCAGCAAACUUGGGCUUAAAACCCUUCGUAGUCGAUUGCAAAUUAUUCCUCAAGAGCCGGUGCUUUUCACUGGCACGAUUCGAGCAAAUCUGGAUGUAGAGUCCAAGUUUGAGGACGCAAGCAUAUGGGAUGUGCUAGAGCGUAUAGGCAUCAAAGAGUAUGUUACUGGUCUUCCCGAGAAACUCGAGGCCCCAGUUUCAGAAAAUGGUGAAAAUCUGUCAGUUGGUCAACGCCAACUCAUUUCACUGGGCCGGGCUAUUCUCAUGCAACCGAUUGUGCUGGUCAUGGACGAGGCUACUGCUUCUGUUGAUGCUGAGGCUGAUAAGCUGAUUCAGCAGAGUAUCAAGACGCAUUUCGCCCAUGCUACUGUACUGAGUAUUGCUCAUCGACUCAAUACCAUUGUAGAUUUUGAUCGCGUGUUGGUGCUGCAGGAUGGUGAAAUGGUCGAGUUUGACUCACCACAUAUCUUAUUGGGUCGAUCUGAAUCGCUGUUUUCACAGCUUGCAGAUGCCACGGGUGCUGCCAAUGCCCAACUACUUCGUGAAAUUGCAUCCAAGAAAGCUGCAUCAAGCGCUCAAAAAUAAACCAAGUUUCAUACUUUCU